Lodderomyces oxycetoniae is the source of this 1440-nucleotide messenger RNA. RefSeq names its product glutamyl-tRNA(Gln) amidotransferase subunit. Gene Ontology annotation, biological process: glutaminyl-tRNAGln biosynthesis via transamidation; mitochondrial translation. NCBI's taxonomy places the organism in Eukaryota, Fungi, Ascomycota, Pichiomycetes, Serinales, Debaryomycetaceae. Bases 1 to 1440 code for a protein of 479 amino acids. The record is from RefSeq and is a predicted model, not a curated record. Gene Ontology annotation, cellular component: glutamyl-tRNA(Gln) amidotransferase complex; mitochondrion. The transcript has a single exon. Gene Ontology annotation, molecular function: glutaminyl-tRNA synthase (glutamine-hydrolyzing) activity.
AUGCUUAAAAGAUCAUUAGCCACGUCUGCUAAACAGGAGUUUUCCUAUCAUUCUAAUUAUAAAUUUAAAUGCGGCCUUGAAAUUCAUACGCAAUUAAAAACUAAAUAUAAAUUAUUCUCUUUAUCACGUACUAGUUUCAAUGAGCCUAGCAAUACACGAAUUAGCUAUUUUGAUAUAGGUUUACCAGGAACACAACCAAUUUUAAAUCCAGAGGCAUUGUAUUUAGCAUUACGAGCUUCUGUUGCUCUAAAUUGUGAUGUUCAGCCAAUUUCAAAAUUUGACCGAAAGCAUUAUUUUUACCCUGAUCAGCCAUUAGGUUAUCAAAUAACACAGCAGUUUCACCCACUCGCAAAGAAUGGCUAUUUGAAUUUGACAAAAUUUGACAAUACAGCAGUGCAGGGGCGUAUCCACAUUGAAAGAGUUCAUCUAGAACAAGAUACAGGUAAAAAGCAUGGAAAUGAAAUAGAUUACAAUCGAGCAGGAACUCCCUUAAUUGAAGUAGUAACGAAACCGGAUUUCGAAAAUAUUGACCAAGUACUUGCAUUUGUGAAAAAGUAUCAACUACUUGUUCGAUAUUUGAAUGUUUGCAGUGGAGACUUGGAAACUGGAGCAAUACGGGUUGAUGUGAAUGUAAACGUGAAUAAUCAUCCUCGAGUAGAGCUAAAAAAUUUGGCAACAACUGGGGAUAUUGUUCGAGCUUUGCAGUACGAAUAUAAUAGACAAAUUGAGGUUUUAGAGAGUGGCGGCAGAAUAGAGCAACAGACUAGAAACUGGGAUGGAUUUAGUACCAAUUUGGCUCGAACUAAAGAAAAUGCUGUGGACUAUCGAUACUUUCCCGAUUGCGAGUUGCCACCAAUAGUGCUCGAGGAGAAUAUUACUGAGGAUAUAAAAUCAUUGAUGCCUGAAUAUCCCGAAGAUUUGCUAAAGAGGUUGACUUCUAAACCACAUCUCUUGCAGCUAGUCGAUGCCAAAAGAUUGAUUGCUGAGCCUAAACUUUUGCACUACUAUGAAACAUUUUUCAAACUAUAUAAUCAUCCAGAUGCAAAUAAAUGGAUAUUUCAGGAAAUGCUAACAGCUUUCGCAAAAGAAAAUAAGACAUUCGAUACAAAUAUUGUUAGUUCUAAAACAUUGGCAUGUCUUGCCAACUUGAAUAUGUCAUUAGUGUCAAAGAGACUAGUAUUGAGGUAUAUGAUUAGAAACGACGAGGAAUGUCUUAAAGAUGCUCUUAAAGCUUUGGGUCUUGAAGAGGAGCAAAAUGGCGAGUCCUUCUCAGUGGAAGACCUAUGCCGAGAUAUUAUAAAUGCUAAUCCAAAGAUUAUAAAGAGGAUCCAAAGCGGCCAUAUAAAGGCAACCGAAGUCCUUGUUGGCCAAGCUAUAAAGGCCACUCGAGGUAAAGUUGAUGCUGAUACAAUUAGGAAAAAAUUCGUAGAGUUGUUAUAG